Molecule: messenger RNA, 2044 nt
Organism: Colossoma macropomum (tambaqui)
Lineage: Eukaryota; Metazoa; Chordata; Actinopteri; Characiformes; Serrasalmidae
Product: plant intracellular Ras-group-related LRR protein 4
Exons: 4
Coding region: 78-857 (259 amino acids)
Molecular function (GO): protein binding
Source: RefSeq, a predicted model, not a curated record
CGCCGCGUCCACACGUUUACGCCGUGUUGUGAGUCCACUAUCGUCCAUUUACUGAAGUUUUUCCUGACUUUGGCUAAAUGAAUGUAGAUGAAGUCAUUGGAGAAUGUCGAACAAAGCAGCUCGAGUCGCUGAACAUUAGUCACCGCGGUCUGGUGCUGCUGCCAGCUCGAGUUUCCAGACUGAUACGUUUGAAAAGACUGUUUGUGAACGACAACCACCUCAUUUUACCUCCUGAGGAGAUUCUACAGCUUGAAAGGCUUGAGGAGCUGGUCCUGGAUGGAAACCAACUAACUAUGCUUCCUUCUGCCAUGGGGGCACUGAAGCACCUGACCUACCUGGGAGUGAGCCGCAACCCCUUAUCAGUUCUCCCUGAGGCCUUGGGGGAGCUGAGGGAACUCAGAGAGCUUUGGGCUGUGGACUGCAGCCUUGUUUCUAUACCUUCGUCCAUUGGGAAACUCACUAAGCUCCGUAAACUUGAUCUAAAUAGCAAUUCAGUCUCGACCUUGCCACCACAGCUUGGGAGCCUCAGAAGUCUACAGUGGUUGAACUUGGCUGAUAAUAGACUACAUGACAUACCAGAGGAUUUUAACCAUUUACAGUCCUUAGUCUUCAUCAAUUUGAAUAAGAAUGGCUUUGAACAUAUCCCCAGAGCACUCACAGAAAUGCCAAGUCUUCAAGUUCUGCUUAUGAAGUUUAACAGUAUUACCUCACUGGAGGAUGACUUAAUCCUUGGUUUCAGCAGACUUCUAAAACUCGACCUCAGACAGAACCCGUUACAGGACAGACCACAUCACUGGAAGGGCUUGGAUUUCAUAUUGUUAGGUACCAUAGAAAGAACUGCAGAAGAUGGUAUAUGAUAAAUGUGCAAUGCAACUUAAUUGCCUGGUUUGACAUUCAUAUGACAGCCCAGAAGAGGAACUUCAGUUAAUGAGUUAUGAUGCACAUAUAAAACAUAAAAAAGAGAUUUUAUUGUGGUAGGUUAUAUGAAGUGCUACUCUUCUUUAAUGAGUUUUGUGUAAGACUUUAUUGAGGGAUUGUUUUAUUUAGCAGGUUGUCUGAAAAACCUCUUUCAGAGUCUUAAAUUUAAAAAUUUCUGCCUAAUUCAGUCCUUGAGAUCUAAGCUGUCAUUCAGAAUGGCUUGAUGAGAAGUGGUUCAUUGCAGACAAUCUUGCUGACUCAGAAUUCUUAAUAGUAGUGGUGAUAGGAUGCGGGAUAUCUACAGUACAACACAAAUAUAGCCAUUGUAAAAAUUAUGGCAAAAUCGUGGUAAAUCUAGAGAUAAAAAGUAACUUUUCUUUGGGGACUAUUUUGCCUUACAUCGCCCUACAUGCACCUCUGCACCUUGACUGUAAACUUAAAGAAUACAUUUUGGGGCCAAGACCUUCGUAGAAGCAUUAAAUGCUUCUGAUGUCUGGUUCCUAUCACCCUUGGUAAGAAUUUUUAGAGUGGCAUAUUUUUUAUCAAACCACUCUGACUUUGUUUGCAUUUCAAUGAAUUAAUUAUUCAGAUUUUUUCAAAAUCUGUGAAAAACAAUUUAACAUUUUUUUUUUGAACUUUUAAACUUUUGUUUUUGAACCAAACAGAAGUAAGCUUUGUGUUUUGGAGUAUGGCAUAGUUGAAUUUGAGUUUGAAAAGAGGGAAGUAAAACAUUAUGUUCCCAGAUUUCACCUGUCAGUCAAAAACUAUAAGACCCAAAGCCACUAGAUGGUGCUGUAAUUCAUGACAUUGUCAUGUCUGUCUGGAGCAACCAGACAGACAUUGUGCCUUCAUAAUAAUGGUGUCAGCAGAUUCUGCAGCAAAUGAUUACACUCUUAAGCAGAAAGACUGUCUGCUGUGAGAUAUUAUGACCAUGUGAUGCUUGACACCAUCAACAUUUGUGCAAAGUUGCACAAUUUCAGACUGUUUCAGUAGACCACCUAUAUGAGCCAAGCCCGCACUAUGUUCUCCUCCAAUCCCAUCCUGCAAUUUUAUCAUUCUGCACCCUUCAUUUAUGUAAUUUCCAGGCAAAGCAGCCAUUGGAGACAAGCUAUUCAUUUUUCAGAAG